AAAAACACAUUAAAUUUGCAUGAUAUUUUGUGUUUAUCUUUUUUUCAUAAUUUUAAACCAAUAAAAUUGAAUUAGAGCAAUUAAGUUUUUUGAAAUUUACAAUUAAUUAAUAAAAUAUGCAUUGAAAAUAUAAAAGAUGGAUCUUAUUGAAACAAUUUUUUUUUUAGAAUAUGUAAUUUUAAGGAACAAAUUCUUUUGUAAUAAUAUGUAAUCGGUCUCGUAAUAUUAAAUAUAUUUGCUUAUGUGGUGUUACAGAAAAAAAUUUGCUUAAUUAUGUGGUUGUGAGAAUAAGAAAAUUCGUAUAUCUGACAGAGUCAUAGCUUUGAUCCAAAUCACCGAAGCCAUAGGCUGAAAAGUAGCCACCAAAUUAAAAAAUUAAAAGAAAUUAGUAAUGAAUUACUUGAAAGUUCUCGAUUAAUUAAAAAUCAACACCCCCACAAAGGUCGUCUUUUUACCUUUUUAGGUUUUUUGGGCAAAAAAAAACUGAUUCAAUCCUUACUACACACCACAAGACUGAGGCAAAGGCAAAAUAUGUACCGAUCCGCAAGCUGGAGCCGCGUGACUGAGGAUUACUCAGUACCUUGGUCUGCGCCGAAGGGAUUAUGGAAAGGCCUAGACGAAGACGAGCCGACUACAUACGACCCUACGAGCCAGGAAGUGACAAAGAAGGAGAAGUCACGUGUCAAAUUUGCUGAAAACGCUGUUCACAUAAUCCCCUUUGUCCUUCUCGCUUGUGCUCUCAUCCUUUGGUUUUUCUCUAACCCAAAUGUAGAUGUUGGGGUAAAAGAGGAAUCAAUUGCGGCUAGGAUCAAAGGAUUAACGAUUGAAGGAGACAUUGACAAUGACAGCGACGGAACUCAGACCGGAUUCUUAGGCACCGCCACAGAAGUGGGAGGUUCAUAUAAGUCGAAGCUAAAACGCGACGUUAAUAAGCGUCAUCGGAGGAUACAAACUUCAAGGAAAGUGGUGAAAGGAUUUUAUUAGUAUUUUUUGGGGGCUAAAAAGGAGUUCCCUACAUUUUAACAACUUAAAUCGAUUUUUAUUUCCUAUUUUCCCGCAUUUUGAUUGAGAUGUGUUACUUUGGUUACGUUUUGCUUUAUACUUUCUCAAAUAAUAUCCACCAGAACUACAUUAAUGAAAAAAAGUCUAAUGAUAAAGAGCUAUUCCGUUGGUCUUA
Brassica rapa (field mustard) is the source of this 1177-nucleotide messenger RNA. RefSeq lists its product as uncharacterized. The record is from RefSeq and is a predicted model, not a curated record. Lineage: Eukaryota; Viridiplantae; Streptophyta; Magnoliopsida; Brassicales; Brassicaceae.